Drosophila willistoni is the source of this 867-nucleotide messenger RNA. RefSeq names its product protein D2. NCBI's taxonomy places the organism in Eukaryota, Metazoa, Arthropoda, Insecta, Diptera, Drosophilidae. The transcript has 2 exons. The record is from RefSeq and is a predicted model, not a curated record. Bases 37 to 672 code for a protein of 211 amino acids.
CCCAGAUCGGCUUCAGUUGCAGAUAUUAAUGACAGAAUGUGGACUAACAAAUGCCACCGACUAUUUGGAUUAUUCAUCAGUUUGUUUCUAAUCAUUAGCCACACACAUGGGGAGGCGGAUACGGAAGUCAGCAAAUUCCUGAGACACUUGGAUGUCAUACCAGAUGUUAUAGAUAUUGGACCCCAAGAUUUUCUUAAUGUCACUUAUACGGGCCUCAUUAAGGCAGAUCGUGGCAUUGAGCUACAACCCAUGCAGGUGCGAGAUGAGCCAACUGUUAGAUGGCCAUCGGCUAUGGAAAGCUAUUAUACCCUCAUAAUGGUCGAUGCCGAUGAACCCAGUGGCAAUAAUCCCACACAUAGGGAAUAUCUGCACUGGUUGGUUGUCAAUAUACCCGCCAAUCAAUUGACUUUGGGUGACAGACGAGCUGGUUAUAUCGGUGUCACACCAGCCGAGGGCAGUGGCCUUCAUCGAUAUGUUUUCCUGCUCUUCAAGCAAUCCGAUCAUAUGAAAUUCGAUUUCCCAAAAGUUCCCAAACGCAAUGCCGAGGAACGUGGCAAAUUUAAUACCAAAGAAUUUGUAAAACUUUAUAAUUUGGGUCAUCCGGUGGCCGGGAACUUCUUUACAGCCAGUUGGAACUCUGAUGUGCCAGCAUUGUACAAGGCCAUUUCGUAGGGUCAUAAUGCGAUAAAAAUCAGACGCUUUAAGCAAUCCCAUUCGCAUACGAAAGUGAAUGGAAGAGGGUCCGGUUUUUGAUGUUGCUUAAAAUAUUGGCUAAAGAAAUGCAUAAAUUAAUCGAAAUCGUUAUCUUAAGACUCAUGUGACUGAUACUCCACCCAGAAAUAUCAAUAAAGCUCAAAUGGACAUGAA